Oreochromis niloticus (Nile tilapia) is the source of this 1585-nucleotide messenger RNA. RefSeq names its product mitochondrial rRNA methyltransferase 2 (gene mrm2). The transcript has 2 exons. Gene Ontology annotation, cellular component: mitochondrion. Gene Ontology annotation, molecular function: rRNA (uridine-2'-O-ribose)-methyltransferase activity. Bases 82 to 801 code for a protein of 239 amino acids. NCBI's taxonomy places the organism in Eukaryota, Metazoa, Chordata, Actinopteri, Cichliformes, Cichlidae. The record is from RefSeq and is a predicted model, not a curated record. Gene Ontology annotation, biological process: RNA methylation.
UGAGGAGGGGGGGGGGGGGCGUGUAUUUUGACGCAAGCGCAGUUCAGCAUGCGGUACACGUGACUGCGCACUGUAAUAACAAUGUGGAUGUUUUCCUUGCAGAGGAGAUACCUGCACUCCUCGUUGUGUUUGAUGAAGAAACUGAAGGGUAAGACGCCAGCAGAGCAGCGCUGGCUCCGACGGCAGCUUAAAGACCCGUAUGUCAAAGCUUCUCAGGCCCAAAACUUUCGAUGCAGGAGCGCCUUCAAGCUUCUAGAGAUAGAUGACAAGUUCAGGCUCUUACAGCCUGGAUACGCUGUGGUGGACUGCGGAGCUGCUCCUGGAGCCUGGAGCCAGGUGGCAGUCCAGAGGGUCAAUUCAGCUGUGACAGAUCCAGAGUUGCCUCGUGGUAUGGUUGUUGGCAUUGAUUUGCUGAACAUACCGCCUCUGGAUGGUGCUCACUUCCUGUCCAGUUGCGAUGUCACAGACCCUGCCACACAUGCCAAGCUGUUGGAGCUUCUUCCCCACGGCAAGGCUCAUGUCAUCCUGAGCGACAUGGCACCCAAUGCCAGCGGUUUCAGAGAGAUGGACCACGAGAGACUCAUCACAAUGUGUUUGUCUUUGAUAGACUUGGCUGAGAAAAUUUUACAGCCCCAGGGUUCUCUUCUUUGUAAAUACUGGGAUGGGAUCCUUGCUCAUAAACUCCAGGAAACACUCUCAAGUGUGUUCAGUAGUGUUCGGACUUUAAAGCCAGAUUCCAGCAGAAAAGACUCAGCUGAACGAUAUUUCCUUGCUAGAAUGUUCAGAAGGCCAGUAAACUGAUGUUUAAUUAUGGAGUGUGUGCUCCGUUCAGUCUGAGCAUGACGAAGGGGCUCUCUUAGUGGCUGUCAUCAAAAGAUGGCACUGUUGAGGCAUAAGUAAGGCUGACUGCUCCAGGCACAGAAGCAAACACAUUAAACACUGUGAUGCUGGCUUUUAAGCCCUGCAAACUUAACACAGCAGCAGUGAAUCAGUAAUAUGUAAACCUAUGCAAGAAUCAGUUUGAUAUUCCUCAAGAGCCCAAUGCAGUGCUUCUCUGAAGUUAUUGUUUGCCCCAAGUGUUUGUUCUACACACUCAGACUGGUAUUUGCUUUGUUACAGAAAGUCAUCUACCAGUGGUGCUUAUGCUAAUAAUUUGCACUGCCAGCCAUGUAGAAAUAUGUAAUAAUUCUCUCACUGAGAGCUCACAGAGAGCGAAAACUAAUACAUAAGAGUCAAACACAGUAUGACUAACUGGAAGUGGGAUGCUACUCAAGUGUUAUUGGGUUCUGACAGUGAAAACAUGUCCAUUUCCUGUGAAAAUGUUAUAAGCACAGUCAUUUCAGUUUUUUUUUUUUUUUUUUUUUUUAACUUCAUAUUUUCACAGAUCUCCUUUAAAUCACUGAGGUGAACACUUUCAUUUGUUUCUAUUUUUUUUUAGUACAACUGGUCAUGAAAUAAAAGCACAUUUUGUAGUCGUACUGUGUCACAGUCUUGUCCUGACUUGUAGCGCCAUUCACCAGAGCCAGGUGCAUAUACGAUGUCAGUAUCUUCUCUUCCCAUCUUAGUGCAUUCGUUUUCAUGUAUG